This is a messenger RNA of Amorphotheca resinae ATCC 22711, 1503 nucleotides long. RefSeq lists its product as hypothetical. Gene Ontology annotation, biological process: meiotic DNA recombinase assembly; DNA repair; reciprocal meiotic recombination. The coding region runs from base 1 to 1503 and encodes 500 amino acids. The transcript is spliced from 6 exons. Gene Ontology annotation, molecular function: four-way junction DNA binding; ATP-dependent DNA damage sensor activity; crossover junction DNA endonuclease activity. Lineage: Eukaryota; Fungi; Ascomycota; Leotiomycetes; Helotiales; Amorphothecaceae. The record is from RefSeq and is a predicted model, not a curated record. Gene Ontology annotation, cellular component: Rad51B-Rad51C-Rad51D-XRCC2 complex; Rad51C-XRCC3 complex; replication fork.
AUGCGCGUUGCUCUCGCGACGCGUUCCUCUCUCCCAACCGCCCUACCACAACCAAGCGCAGUCAUGGACUACGCAACGCUCCACGGGCCAGGAAUCUCAAACUUUGAUUCUUUUCCUUCACAACAUCGGUUGCCGACGGUCUCGGCGGCGCAAGCGUUGCAAGAUCUCAGGUCCUCGGAUAGGAGAUGCAUAGAGACGGGUUUGAGGGCGUUAGAUGAGGCGAUGGGGAAUGGAGAGGCGGGGGAGAGAGGGGGAGUACCGAGGGGGAAGGUUACGGAGAUUUGGGGACCGAGUGGGGUGGGGAAGACGGGGUUGGGGAUGCAAUUAGCUGCGAGUGCGUUGCUUGCUGGUGAGGGCGUUGUGUGGGCUAGUCUGGCCGGCAUAAGGAGAGGGGACUUCGUAGAGUCCAUGCAUGAAUCGUUGUUGGUACUGACAGUCUCAGAUGCAUCACACCCCCUAUCCGGACCUCGUCUCUCCCAAAUCCUCACUUCAUUUAAACCAAGCACACCACCCUCGAGCUCCAUCUCUUCAAGUCCACCGCAACCACCAGCUCUAUCCGAUCUUCUCGACAAUCUCACUCAUUUCUCUACACCUACCCUCGCCCACCUCAUCGCUCUUCUGUCCCAUCAUACUCCAAACCAUCCAGCCCAUAACACCAGCUUGAUAAUCAUUGAUUCUUUAUCGACACUCAUCAGCAAUGCAUUUCCAAGGACCGUAGAUUCUCCAGCCACGCCACGGAAACCAGGCGCGCCCAACCCCUCGUCCCGCAAAUUCCCCAUCCUGCAGCACCUGAUAAACUCGCUGCAGAAAUUGGCGGCCACCCGCAACAUCGCCAUUGUCAUACUCUCGCAAUGCGUGACGAAGAUGCGGCCUGGCGCAGGACCCGUCCUGGUCCCGGCCAUCAACACGACGGCUUGGGAGCAGGGCCUCGGAUGCCGCGUAGCGCUGUUUCGAGAUUGGGGCUGGAAUGAUGAGGAGGGGAAGCCGGUCGAGGUGAGGCUGGCAGAGGUUGUUAAGGUGGAGGGGGUGGCUGUGGGCGGGAGGAGGGCAAGGUUGGUUGGGUUUAGUAUUGAUGAGACCGGACUCCGACCCCUAACGCUUCCCACCCCAGCACCCCAAGAUCCGCCGCGUGCACAGGUCCCGCAAGAAGCACAGACAGCGAACUCCUCGCCCCAUAUCCCGCAGAAACGCAAGCUGUCAGCCACAGGUCUCGAGAUCCCGGAUAGCGAUGGCGAGGACGACGAGGAUUACGGGUGGGCGGACGAGGACGAGGAGGAUAUACCCGCCAUGCCACCGCAGUGGCAGGGCAGUGAGGAUAUCCUGGUUCCUGGCGAGGGGGAGUUAGAGGAAGAAGAAGAAGAGGAGGAGGAGGAGGAGGAGGAGGAAGAGGAUCAGGAGGGUGAGGAUGGACUUGCUACCAACGUUAUCCCUAAUGUGGAUGGGGGGGCAGGGACUAGAUUGGGAGUCGAAAUCGACGAUAGCGAGGAUGAACUCGCACUCUGA